AAAAACAUUUGGGAGGAAGAAAACAAAAAUAAAAGUCCCCGGCCUCCGUGUACUAAAAUUACCGUCACGUUGAAGAGGGAGGGAAAAAGGCAUGGCCUAAUUAUCUCUCGGAAAGUCCCCAUUUGUAACUGAAUUUCAAAUCCCAGAACCAAAAAGUGAGCCCAACACAACAUUUAGCACCAUAACCCUAAAAAAGAAAAAGAAAAAACCAGAAAGAGGAAAAAUCGUUGUCGUUACUUUCAGUGCCUGGUCGUACAUCUUCUGAUCAGAUUUUUUUCGGAGUGUAUCUUUGUGCUGCCCUUGAUGGGUGCUCCUAAGCAGAAAUGGACCCAACAAGAGGAAGCAGCACUUAAAGCCGGGGUUAUUAAGCAUGGGGCUGGAAAAUGGCGCACGAUACUUAAAGAUCCGGAGUUUAGUCGUGUCUUGUAUCUGCGUUCAAAUGUAGAUCUCAAGGACAAGUGGAGAAAUAUGAGUGUAAUGGCAAAUGGAUGGGGCUCCAGAGAGAAGGCCAGGUUAGCUGUUAAAAGGGUGCCACAGGUCCCUAAACAGGAGGAGAAUUCCAUGGGUCUCAGUACUGUGGUUCAAAGUGAUGAAGAUUUCGUUGAUGCUAAGCCUCUUGGAGUUUCUAAUGAUACACUGCAGGUUCCUGCUGCAAAGAGAUCUAUUGUAAGGCUGGACAAUCUUAUAUUUGAGGCUAUAACUAGUUUGAAGGAGUUAAAUGGUUCUAACAAGACAACUAUUGCUACUUACAUAGAGGAACAAUAUUGGACGCCUACAGACUUUAAGAGGUUGUUAUCAGCCAAAUUAAAGUAUUUGACAGCAAACCGGAAGCUGAUUAAGGUUAAACGCAAGUAUAGGAUUGCUCCUACUCCAGCAUUUUCUGACAGAAGAAAUUCUUCCAUGUUACUCUUGGAUGGAAGGCAGAGGAUUUUUCAAAAAGUUGAGAAGGAUGAUGCCCAUAUAUGUACAAAAUCCCAGAUUGAUUUAGAGUUAGAAAGGAUGAGGUAUAUGACUCCACAAGAGGCUGCUGUGGCAGCUGCUCAAGCGGUUGCUGAGGCAGAAGCUGCCAUAGCAGAAGCUGAAGAGGCAGCAAGAGAGGCAGAGGCAGCAGAAGCUGAUGCAGAAGCGGCACAAGCUUUUUCAGCAGCAGCAGUGAAAACUUUGAAAGGAAGAAACAACCCAAAAAUGAUGAUCCGAGCUUGACAUAAAAUUAUAACUUCACAAAAUGGCUAGCAAGGAGUACUCAACCAAAGCCUCUUUCUGCCAACCCACCCCACCCAAAAAAAAAAGGUCAGGGCUGUUUACAUCGGCAACAAAUCGUGUUCAUUAAGCUGAUUCUGUGAACAGUUCCUAUUCUUUUGCAGUUCCGAGUUUGGAGAGAUAACUUUAUGUUUUCUAAACAUACUGGCUCGUAGCCAACGCUCGCCCCCUAUGGUGAAAGAAAAUGCACCAAAAUAGAAAGAUAUGGUAUUUCUUCUGAUUGAGAUGUCUGUUUUGGGGUAUCCGUUUUUAUAGUUUAGUCUUCUGGAUUCAUUGUCAUUUCCUUUGCCCACCGCAUUGUGCUCCAUUAGGUGUCACAUAGAAUUGGAAAGAUUGUAUUGAAAAAAACGAAAGAAAGGUUGCUAGGAGUUUUCUUAGGAAAACGUUGUGGAUAACAAAUUCAUCUUAAUGAAGUUAUGAAAUUGAUUCAGGAAAA
This is a messenger RNA of Carya illinoinensis, 1696 nucleotides long. Its product is annotated as telomere repeat-binding factor 1-like. Lineage: Eukaryota; Viridiplantae; Streptophyta; Magnoliopsida; Fagales; Juglandaceae. Gene Ontology annotation, molecular function: double-stranded telomeric DNA binding. The record is from RefSeq and is a predicted model, not a curated record. Gene Ontology annotation, biological process: nucleosome assembly. The transcript is spliced from 7 exons. Gene Ontology annotation, cellular component: nucleosome. Bases 304 to 1203 code for a protein of 299 amino acids.